Messenger RNA from Stylophora pistillata, 506 nucleotides. RefSeq lists its product as uncharacterized. NCBI's taxonomy places the organism in Eukaryota, Metazoa, Cnidaria, Anthozoa, Scleractinia, Pocilloporidae. The record is from RefSeq and is a predicted model, not a curated record.
UUCGCGUGCGAGAUAGACGAAGGAUAGAAUGAAAAAGAUAUAUUUUUAUGAUGGAAUUGCUAAGGAAGCUAAUCCAAAGGUUAACUUAAAGGAGGCAUACAGCGAGCGAACUGCAGAACUAAGAUGGAGACAAAUGGAACAACGGUGUUCCUUCAGCAAUUCGCUCGAAGAUUGGCUUGGUGAAAAAAGACGGAUACAAAAGAACACGAUUAUUGACCAUGGAAUUUACAGCAGGUACCACGUUCCUAAGCAUUUCACCAAUUUACCAAAGGUGAAAACCUCUCAUGAUUGCAUGAGGAAAUAUAAUGUCAAGGUUUCAGCAGAAAUGUUUCCAGCCAGAAAGGAAUUUUCCAACGAAAAAAUGACAAAAACUUGUAUGUCUCCAGUACGCACACCCGUCGCAAAUCAACUCUGCAAACUUCGUUACAAACACAGACCUCACUGCACUAGAUAUCCGAACUAACGUAGAUCAGGCACAAUGCCCACUAUGAAAAACACCCAAAUGA